AAUGGUGGACAUGAGCUCGAGUCUAAGGGAUUCCAGAGUUGCUGAGACUGCCGGUCGAUACAUCAUUCCAGUCAUCCCUCUGCAGCAAGAGACUGCGGUGCCACCCGAACAGCUGGCCAAGGUUUUGGCUGAGGUUGUGCACUUCAUGGACUGGGAGAAGGUGGCCAUUCUGCACGAAGACGAUGAGUACAGCAUAUUCGUCGCCAAGGUGUUUAGUCAGAUCUCCAAAUCUGGCUAUCCCUGCAUUUCGGCCAUCCGUUCAUUAACUGUACCCGAGUCCCAGAAAGACGGAAGUGGCGCAGAUCUCAGAUCUUACCACAGAAUUCUCUCAUCUUUCACAUCCAAACUCUCAGACAAUACUGGAGUCAUUGUCAUUGGUCACACUAAAUCGUUUGAAAUGAUAAUUCAGGCUCUCGGUGAAUCCCAGAAUAAUUUUUCUCGCCUUCAGUGGCUGUUUUCUUGGAUGCCUGCCUUUUCCAAGCUCCGGAAUUUAGGCACCAUGAUCAACAAGAAGAAUAUAUUUUCUUUGGCGCCAUUUCCUAAAGAGAUUGCUGCAUUCGAAGAUUACUGGCGAAGACUCUCUGACUUGGCUAGCAAUGCUGAAGGCAACGAUCGAUUCUUCAUGGAGUAUGUUAUGUCUCAGAAGAACUGUAAAGUAUCUGGUUUCAAGAAUGUGAUUUAUGACAACAUGGUUAUGUGCGAAAAUCUGAUUUUGAAGGAAAACCCAACUGAUAGCUUGAUGCGAACAGCCAGGUUUUUACCUGCUAUUCAUGCGUUGUUCACCUUCGCACACGCCUAUCGUAAAGCUUGGACCGAUAAGUGUAAUGGUGUGCCUGGUAUGUGUCACGAUUUGAAAGUCAUGUCGAGAAGAGAAUUUGUGGAACGGUAUUUAGAACCACUGGAGUUUGCACAUGACUCCCGCGAAAGAAGCCCGGAAGGAGUGGUAGGUGAGAAAACAAGUCAAGGUGCCAGCGGAGAAAUGGAAGGCAUGCAGAUUGCGUUAAAUGCGUAUUCCUUCUCACCGAGCAGUGGACUCCAGUUCAAGCAGGUUUUAGCAUAUGAUGCACAAGAAGUAAAAGUUUUGGAUGCAUCUUUCCUUCAUGUUCCAUCAGUAUGUCCUAAGGGUGGUUGCAAGGAUUGCUUAAGUGUCCGCCAGUCACGUUUAGAAGAUCCAUAUAUCGGCAUGGCAUCCAAUGAAGAUUUCAUUGUCACUUCUCAGUCUGAUGACAUAUCGAUACCGAUUCUCCUACCUAUUCAUAAAGCCGGUCAUAAUCCUUUGGUGUGCAGUGACGAGAUCAAUGCUCAAGCUGUUCAAGAUCUCGAAGCUGCACUUUGGACUGUGGAUCAAAUCAACAGGGAUACAGAAUUCUUGCCAGAAAUUCGCUUAGGUGUCGUGGCUAUAGAUACAUGCUCAACUCCUGUGCAGAUAACUCAAAAACUUUCCAAUUACUUAAUGGACACGAAGAAAAAAGAAGUUGAUGAUGUUAGCUCUGAUUUGGCUUUUGUUGUAGUUGGAUCUCCGGAUGAAGUCCAUGCGGCAUCUUCUGUCAUCUCGGCAUUAAAUGCCACACUAAUUUCGGUUAAUGAUGCAAUCAGACCGAAGGACAUGACGAACAAUCAUCUCCAGGUAGCUAUUCCUCUAGAAAGAAAAACUAAAGCUACUGUGGAUACAUUAGCCUACCUUGGCUGGAAUUAUGUUACAGUCAUCCACGAUCGAGAUGAACGCAGUAUUUUGAUGAUGGAAUCUUUUAAAUCUUUAGCUAAGGAGAGUGAUAUAUGCCUUUCUGCCGAUUUAUCUCCCUCAGGAUUGGAUGAUUUUGAGAUGGACGGUCUAGUAAUGAAUGUAGUUGCUGCUAAGAAGAAAGGUGCUCGUGCUGUGGUUAUGUGGACUAAUGAGCAUACCAUUCGAGCUUUCUUGAAAGCUGUUCAUAGAGCCGUAGUAGCUGGCCUUAUCAGCAGAGGUGAUCUGGUUAUCAUUUCAAGUGGUGAUUGGAUUGUUAACUUGCAAUCAUUCAAAGAGUUCGAAAAUGAAGCCACUGGUGUGAUAGUUUUGAAAACUCAGCAAGGAGAAGUUGAAGAUUUCUCUACUUAUUUUCAGCGUUUGGGACCAGAUUCAAACAAAAGAAAUCCGUGGUUCCGCGAGCUUUGGGAACAAAGAAAGGAAUGCAGAGACCGUAAGUGUGAAACUAAUUCUGCGCCAGUGGAAUAUAUACCAUCUUCAUCAACUGUCAACAUGAUUCAAGGUUUAUUGACUAUCUCAGCCGGUUUGGCUCGUUUGAGAAAUGAACUAUGUCAUCCAGAACCUGGAUUAUGCCCCAGGAUGCUGCAAACAAUGUUAUUGAGACAACACUUAUUCAACUACAUUCGAGAAACAGCGUCAUCGAGAUUAGAUGCCAAAGGAGAAAUGUUUGCAUUCACUAAACAAGGGUACGGAAAUCUGCCUAUUGAAAUCUUCAACUUCAGGAGAGCAGCAGGAAAGAAUUUUGUGUAUCAAAAGGUUGGUACUUAUCAAAAUAGAAUGAAUAGUUUGGCCGAUAUCGUUAUGUACAACUCUGAUGGUGAAGAAAUUAGUGUGGAAAAUAUGUCUUCCGAGUGUAUUGAAGAUUGCGGAGUCUGCGAAAAACGUCCGACCGACUUCGUUAUCUUGGAUUCCAAAGACCACCUGUACAUGGCUACGUCAGUGGAUAUCCAUAAAUCCUCAUCAAAUCCUUUGAAAUGCGAUUCUGCCAUCACGUCAUCUGGACUUCAGACGCUUGAAGCUUUCCUUUGGGCACUGGACCAAAUAAACAGCAGUCCUACCCUUCUACCUGGUGUUAAUCUCGGCGCAAUUAUUUUUGACACGUGUAACAGCAGAGAAAAAGCAGCAAGGGAUGUUGCAAACUUUUUCAGCAGUUCUUUGUCUGCCACUUCUCCAAGUCACAAAAUCCCUGGUGUAAAUCAAAUCCUCGGAUUAGUUGCCACUCAGACCGAUAGCAUUAUUCAGCCCAUCGUAGAUGUUACGAUGCCUUUUAACGUUCUGACCAUAGCCCCUAGAGUAACACUGACUGAUUUCAACAAUGAAGAAAAAUAUCCCACACUUCUUAGGUCAUCACUUCCUAAUGACAUUCGAGCUGGAGCUCUUGUCGAUCUCCUGAAGCAUUUUAAGUGGAAUUACGUCUCUUCUCUAUAUUCUGAUAAUGCUGUGAACGAAGUUGAUUUUUUUCAUUCCUUCAAGAGAAGGGCAGAAGCUAGGGAAAUAGAACUAGCACUUGCAGAAGGAAUACCAACUUCAUUUUCAGAUGGUGCCAUGGAAGUUCUUCUUGACAAACUGCAAACGAAACGGAAAGAAGGAGCUAGAGUUGUCGUGUUGUUCCUCAGUAACAAGCAUUCAGAAGAACUAUUUGGUGCUGUAAAACGCCAGCAGGAAAAUGGACGUACUAACAUGGGAGAUUUUGUGUGGGUUACAUUCGAAAAUGUCGAUGCCUUUCAUCAAUAUCCAUUGGUAUCUUUGGGAUCUCUAAUGAUGCAGCCCAGUCAAGCUCCCGUUUUCCCUUUCAAGCAAUACUUGAGCAGUUUGAGUCCCAGAAAUAAUUCCCGUAAUCCUUGGUUCAGAGAAUAUUGGCAACAGGUCUUCAAAUGCCGAGGUGCUAUGUGCGACGAAACACACCAAAAUGUAGCAGAAAUGGCUUUGGUGCAAGACUCCAGCAUUUCCAAAGUGAUCAACUCUGUUCUAAGCAUUGGCGUUGGACUGGAAGCAUUGCGACAACACCUUUGUCCAGGAAUCGACCAUGGACUGUGUUCAGCAAUGUCUGAUGGUCAGCAAAUUAGAGAUCUGCUCUUUAAUUUGACCCGUGACUCUUCUUUCACCGGAGCGGACGGGAAGUUACUCAAGUUCACUCAACGACGAUUUUCUGCUGGUCUCUUGGAUGUCUUAAAUUUCAGACAAGUUGGAAGCAAUGCACACGCCUUUGUCAAUGUUGGCAAAUAUUCUCCUGACGAAGGUUUAUUUCUGAAUUUCAGUAAAAUAAGAACUUAUAACGAAUACGGGAAAGAAGUUAGUCUUUAUGACGUCAAAUCUACUUGCGAAUCCUGCAAGAAAGAACCUGCAAAUCUGUUCACAUCCACAAUGCAGAUUGUUCCAAAACAAGACUUCGCUGUCACUGUUUUGAUGCCCGUCCACAAGAAAGGUAGUACUUUCUUUACCUGUGGUGAAAUGAGAGAUGAAGUAAUGUUCCACCACUUGACAGCCAUCGCCUUUGCCAUUGACAAAAUUAACAAAAAUUCGACCCUUAUGCCUGGAACCGAGAUGGGGGCUAUAGUGUUCGAUUAUUGUGACAGGCCACAAAGAGGCCAAGAUCAACUAUACAACUUCUUCUCUAAAGACAAUGGUGAAUUGUCUAAUUUAAGAAUUAAGCCGAAAUCUAUAAUCGCCGCAGUGACUUACGGUACAGAACUUUCUAGAGAAUCUUCUCCCAUAUUAGAUUCAAUGAAUAUUAUGCAAAUCGCAACACCUAUAGAUAGAAUGGAAUCUUUUGAGAACAACGAUAUAUUAUACACCGCCCCUUCGACAAUGUCUCAGAUACAAGCUCUUCUAAGUAUUCUGAAAAAAUUUGGCUGGGAAUAUGUUAAUGUUGUGUACAGCAAUACUGACUUUGGGCGGGCAGGUUAUUACCAAUUUUCCAAAGGCGCAAAGAAAAGGGGCAUUUGUCUUGCCAAUGUAGUCAUAGUUGAGCCUGAAAGUGAGAAAGAGUCUUUGCUGACCAAUCUUCAAAGUGGCUUGAAUCGCGAUGCUAAGAUAGUAGUUUCACUUGUUGAUGACUUGCCAGUAGUUCAAAAAAUGAUUACAGCUAUAAAAAUAAGCAAAGUAUUAACAAAAUAUGUUUGGAUCGGUACUGAAACUUGGGGUAAUGAUCCAAUGAUUUUGAAUAAUCUGAAAGACGCCCAGUUCGAUGCUAUAACGCUAAAAAUAGAGAGUCAGGAUAUUCCAGAGUUCAAGAAGUUCUACGAAGGACUGACAUUAUGGAACCACUAUCCUAUUCCUGACGCAUGGUUUGAAGAAUUUUGGCAAAGUCGUUUCCAGUGCCAGCUUACCAAUAGCGUUGGUGUACAAAAGCAAUACACUCCCAUCUGCACUGGCAAAGAACGCUUAUCCUCGGAUGAACUCUCGCAUAAUGAACAUAUUUAUCAAGCUAUCCAGACAAUUGAAUCUAUAGCACAAGGACUACAUUCAUAUCUUAACCAAAAAUGCCCCUAUGGUAUGGCAGCAAUGAAUAUCGAUGACUGUGGUACUGAUUCGAGACUGGAACUUCAGAAAGAUAUUCAUAUUGCUCUUCAUGGUGAUUAUUCAGAAUGCCAAGAAUGUGGAUCUUCAAGUACAGUAUUUGGAUAUGAUGUGUUACAACAUUCCGUGGCAAGAAAUGGAUCGAAUUUACACAUUCAGAUUGGAAGCUGGAAAGAUGGUAUUCUGUUCAUAGAAGAUGCCAAAAUUAUGUUCUCGACAGAAGAUAUACCAAAAUCGAAAUGUAAAGAAGAAUGCGGCAACUGCAUGACUCAGCUGGGGAGCACACAGAGUUAUUUGUCCUCUGAAGAACCCAUCUAUGCAAAUUUCCAGACAGUCUGGGGCAUCAUUGUCACAGCAUUGUCUGUCCUUGGAAUGGUACUAGUCAUCAUUUGUGCCUUGUACUUCCUGAUGUCAUUCCCGAUCACUGUUGGUACUACGGUACUCGGAUAUAUGAUUCUGUUUGGACUUCUGCUGCUGUAUGCAGUCAACUUUGCUUUUGUGCUUUCACCUACGGAAGGAACAUGCGGUAUUCGCAGAUUUGGUCUCGGACUGGCAUAUGCUGUCAUCUUCUCGGGAAUGCUGGUGAAAGUUAUGAACACUUGGAGACUCAUGGGCUACAACGGUAGUCGUAUUCUUAGUGAUGGUACACGACUGUCCAGUCCUGCUGGUCUUCUCGUAAUUGCAGUUGGAUUAGUAAUAAUUCAGAUUGUUUUAUCUGCUGCUUGGCUGAUACUUAUGCCACCCAAAACCGGAGCUUUCGAACAGGUGUGGCGAUGUGCUCCACCUACCACAUUUGAAGAAGGUCUUGUGGUCUCCCUCAUCUACGUCAUGCUUCUCCUGGCUAUAACAACCCUCUUUGCCCUUUUGACAUGGCAGUGCCAAGAUAACAACAGAGAAUCUAGAUGGAUAUUAGCUUGUGCCAUUCUUGUGGCCGUCGUAUGGCUGGCAUGGACGAUUCUAUCUACCCAGUUGUCUCCACACUACAGAGAUACCACUAUAGCAGCUGCCAAUCUCGUGAAUGCCACUAUCAUUAUGAUAUUCUUAUACUUGCGCAAAGUAUAUCUUUACAGCAAGUUAUCGAGGCAAGCCAGAGAUCAGGACCUCAAGGCCCAUCUUCAGCCAACUACCUACAGCCACUCUUUGUAUGGUUCUUCCCAGAAAACUUUCUCCACGUUAGCUCCUGUGCUAUAUGGUUCACAAGCGUCUCUAAACACAAAGAAAUUAUACAAUGGACCAUCUUCCCGUGUUGAACUCAUAAAUUGCCCAGAGGACAACAAAAGUGACAGUUCAGGGUCUGUCCAGGUGCAAGCAACAGAUCUUUAUCCUUUGGACAUGUACGAUGGAGGAAGCCAGUUCCAGCCAGUUACCUCACUCUAUGGAAGCAAUCAUACUCUAACUUUUGGGAGCUCUGUAAAUCAGAACUAA
Molecule: messenger RNA, 6685 nt
Organism: Stegodyphus dumicola
Lineage: Eukaryota; Metazoa; Arthropoda; Arachnida; Araneae; Eresidae
Biological process (GO): G protein-coupled receptor signaling pathway
Cellular component (GO): membrane
Molecular function (GO): G protein-coupled receptor activity
Source: RefSeq, a predicted model, not a curated record